AGUGGAGAGAGAGAGGGAUGGGGUGAGAGAAGGGGGCAGGCGAGAGGACGGACCAAGGGAAAGGAGGGACCCGGAGAAAGAGAUGGAGGGAACACAGCCUAAUGUAACAGGAAAGAGAGGGAAGCGGAUGGACGGAGAGAGAUUCAGAGAGAGAGACAUAUAUUCCAAGGGGGAGGAUGAAGAGAGGAGGCGCAGGGAGAAGAGAGACAGAGAGACAGAUCCCAAAAGGGAGGGAGGAGCAGACGGAGGUAGCCGAUCGCAGAGUGAGACAGCCCCAAGGGUGCCACCACGAGUCCAGAGCAGCGGAGAAUGGAGCAGUGACAUAGAGAGCGAAAGAAACAGGAGAAGAGGAAGAAACAGUCAUGAAGAGAAAGAGUCAGAGGUAGAGAAGGAUGUGGACAGGGGGCAGAGAGAGCGUAGCGAUAGAGUGAAGGGUAGAGAAGGAAGAGAGGAGGAGACGAAGCGCCCUGAGCAGCGGAAGAUGUGGUUAGAACCACAGAGGGUCAGAUAUAACAAAGACUCCUCUGUAGAGGAUGAGGUUAUAGAGAGAGACCGAGACAGGCACAUGAACAGAUGGAGAGAGAGAAGUGAAGAAGAGGACAGAUCCGUGGAACAAAGGACAGGCGGAGAAAAAGAAAGGAAGACAGAGGGAGAUGGACAAGAGGAUAGGUCAGCGGAACAAAGAAUGUCCAUAGACGGAGAGAGAGAAACUGAGAGGGAGGGAGGGAGAGAGAGGUAUUUGGAGCGAGGGACAGGGGGAGAAACAGAGAUAGAGUUAAAUGUAGAUGAAGACGAUGAGACAGAAGCCUGGAGAAGGAGUGAUAGCAGAGGAGAGGAACACCAGACUUAUAGCGAUGGAGAGAGAGAGGAACGCUGGCAGAGGGACAGGGAGACAGAGAGAGAGAAUGUGACAGAGGGUGACAGAGAGGAAGAAGGAGGAAGUGAUAGAUAUGCACACUCCGAGCGCGAGGGAGGAAGUGAGAGAGAGUGGGAAGGAGAGAGGGAUAGAAUCCCUUCCUCUGAGGACGGCUUUUUCACUGUGUCCAGCGGUGGAGAAGAGGAGUUUGAGGACUGCAAGGAAUUCUUGGAAGUUGGGAUUGCUAAUCAUGUUGCCAGGCAACCUGUUGGCUUUCAGGGGAGCGAGGGAGAGAUGGAGAGAGGUGGAGGGAGAAGACAUGAAAGAGAGAGAGAAAUAACAGAAGAACGGACAGAGCAAAAGGAAGAUGCAGUGGAGGGAGAGGUGAAUGACGGAAAGGGGAAGAAGCAACCCACCUACGUGUUCUGUGUGAUUGGACAAACACUGCCCAGGUCAAUACCCAAUCAGACAGAGGUCCUGGGUGACAUGGAAUCAGAGCCGACCAAUCAAAAUCCUGGAUAUGGUCAUAGUGACAGUGGUGACAUCACACACCUCCCUCAUGAUGACCCUUCCAGAGGUGGAGACCAAGGGGCAGAGGAUGAGAGAAAAAGAGUGAGGGAUGAGAUCCACGUGCCAAAGGAGGAGAGAACAGACACAGAAGAGAGCUCCAUAGUGGACGUCAGUCACGCCACCCUAGAACGAGAGAGCGGAGAACGACUGAAGGUCAUGGAGGAGAACCCAUACGCUGAGAUAGACCGAAGGAGGAACUCUGAGACUGAAAAACUCCUCAAAGAGUGGAGAGAAAGACAUAAAGAGUACACAGACACAAGAGAGAGGGACCCAACAGACAGAAGGAGGACAGAACCAGAGAUGGGUCCAUCAUCACACCCCAGUGGAGAGUACCACCAGCAUGGGAUCUCUGUAGUUGACCAAGCCACCUCUGACCAGAAUAACCCUGGAGUGAUGAGCCCAGAGGAAGCUGUGGCCAUCCAGAUCCGUAUAAGUGGAGCCUGGAGCACAGAAGAGGAGGCCAAGCGCCAUUCCCAGGCCUCACACAUGAAGUGGGCCAAUGACGUAUUGAGCGAGAUCCUUGGCUGCUCGGAGGAACACGCCCUCGGCGACCCCCAGCCAGAGUCACAGGGAGGUCAAGAGGUCAGCCAGACUGAGAGAGGGACCGAGAGGGUAGAAGAGGAGAUAGAGGAAGAAAAGGACGAGACGCCAGAGGGGGGAGGAGCAUCACCCGUCUACGCCACGGUUCAUAAGCGGACGAAGUGUGGUAGGAAGUCGGUGGAGGCGGAGCUGGCUGAGCGGGAGGCAGAGCCAGGGAAGGUGGUGGAUGAGAGAGUUGAUGAUGAGGAGGAGGUGAGCUUCAACUGGGGAGACGUGGACCUGAGGAAUGUCACGAAUACCAUCGGAAUGGCUAGGAGGAACUCCAAAUUUUACAAUUCCCAGCUCUACCAGCAGUACAGUGAGACGGCUCAGAACAGGGAGAUCCUUAGUCAGUCUUGCUCUGACACCCUCUCCAUCUACGAGGAGCUCCCUGUCCCCCUGUCCCCCGUACCCUCCUCCCUGGCCCCCUCGCUCCCUCCUGCCCGCAGACCCUUACCCUGUCUCCCCCCAGUCAUCCACCCCCACUCUCUGUCCCACUCUGGCUCUACGUCCAGUGGCACCAGCGCCAAGUUCCUGCCCCUACCACAGCCGCCCCAGGCCCGCCCGGCCACGCCGGCCCCCCCAGCCAGGCCUUCCUCUCCCCGCCUCUCCAUCUCCCUCACCCAGUCCCCAAGCCUGUGGCAGGAGAUCCCUGAGGUCAGGAACAGUGCUAAGUUUGGGGAGCUGACUGAAGACCAGAGACGCCUGCAGGAGGUGCAGUUUGAGGUUGUAACUUCGGAAGCGUCGUACUGUCGUAGUCUGGACAUCGUGGUGGACCACUUUGUCAAGUCUAAGCAGCUCGGGGAGCUGUUGACUACUCAGGACAGGAACUGGCUGUUCUCCAGGCUGGCCGACGUCCGAGCCAUCAGCCACAGUUUUCUGUUGAAGCUGGAAGAGAGGUUGGAAUCUGAUAUGAUGCACUUCACCGUGUGCGACAUCAUCGCUCGCCACUGUCAACGCUUCAAGAAGGUCUACGUGCCCUACCUCACCAACCAAUCAUAUCAGGAUGCCACUUACCAGAGACUCAUGGAUGAGAACCAAGGGUUCAGGCGGGUAGUGGAGAAGUUGGAACGCAGUGCAGUGUGUCAGCGUCUUCCUCUUCGCUCCUUCCUCAUCCUCCCCUUCCAGAGGAUCACACGAAUCAAGCUCCUUGUGCAGAACAUUGUGAAGAGAACAGCCCAAGACACAGAGGAGGAGGUCCAGGCCAUCAAAGCUAUGAAGCUACUGGAGAGGUUGAUCCAGGAGAGCAAUGACAGUAUUACUCAGAUGAAGAGCAUUGAGUCGCUGGUCUCUCUCAGUGCCAGAGUGGACUUUGAAUGCAGGACUCUUCCCCUGGUCAGUCAGUCUCGUAGGCUGGUGAGAGAGGGACCAGUGACUGAGAUGAUGGAUUUCUCUCUAAGGGAGACAGAGAGGAGUGUCUACCUGCACCUCUUCAAUGACUACCUGCUGCUGUCACUGCACAAAGAAGGGGGCAGGUUCACGGUGAUAGACCAUGCUCCGGUGUCAGAGCUGCGUGCUGAGAACUGUCGGGUCAAACUGCACUCUCUACAGAAGAACCUGUUCCGCCUCUACCUCAACAAGAAAGCCCUGCUACUUAGCACCGACACACAAGGUGACAAACUGCGUUGGAUCUCAGCUGUCUCCAGGCCCCAUCCUGUUAUUGACUACUCUGCAGCACAAGACUUCACACAGAUGCAGUGCAUCCGAGCCUUCGUUGCCCACCAAUCAGACGAGCUGUCCCUGGAGAAAGCUGAGGUCAUUCUGGUCCACCAGCAGAGCAGCGACGGUUGGGUGGAGGGGACCAGGCUGUCAGACAGACACAGAGGAUGGACUCCUGAGUCCCAUUUGGAAACCAUAGCCAGCCUCAGGGUCCGACAGCGCAACCUGUUGGAUGCUCUCAAAAUUACCACAGCCACGGCUGCAAUAUGACCAACCAACCACUGCCUGACUGCACUGGGGGAAUCCUAGUCACUGUGUAUCAAUGGAGUGGAGUUACUGUGGUCCUGUGGAUUUGGACAGUGGAUGAAACAUAGUGUUUCAGACUGGAGUUGUCCCUCCCGGCCUCACCCUGCUUAUUGGGGAUGAACGGCAAGGGGAUGAAUGGCUUUAGAGGGGGUGCCUUAGACGGGGGUGCCUUAGAGAGAGGCACUGGACUGACAUGAAUACCUGUAACACUUACAGGAGUGCCAACGUAAAUAGUUGGAAGGCUUUUGGAGGUGCCUGGGAGUGUCUAGGGUAGCCUUGUAAAUCAAACCCUGGCAAUGAAAGUCGAUGGACUGCUACAGGCUGUAUUGGAAAUCAGCCAUCUAAGACUGUAAAUACAUGGUAUGAUACACCAUGUCAGUGGACAGGAGUGUUUUGCAAUAGAGGUUAUAUUAAAGGGAAAUUUGUCUUUAAAUAAAAUGUUUCUAUAUAUUCAGGUCAAUUUAUUAUUUGUGUUUAUUACAAAGAUUUUCAUAAAUUACUUUUAUGGUGGGUACUUAUUGGAUGACGACUCAAACUGAAUUAUUCCACUGCUCUAUGUUCGCUACAUACUUCAGUCUAAGACUGCCAUUGUUGAAGUCGUUUGUGGUGACAUCAAAAUGAGGGGUGUUGUACUAAACAAAGUAAUCAGCGAUUGGAUAAUCUUUACCCAAUCAGAGUAUCAAAGCCAAUGACAAAAAAUUUUAGCGCAGCUUUACCCACAUGUGCUCUGGCUCUUCCCAACCCAUUGGUUUCUGGGACCAAUCAGAAUGGUUAUAAUGUGUUUGCUUUCUAGAAAUCGUCGGGGAGGUACUCAGAUCCAAACUCAUUGUGUAGAAGAAACGAAUGUCCGUGGGCAUGGCGUAGCGUUUGGCUGGAACAAGGAGUUUGAGUAGCCAGGCAAGGGUACUUAAUCCCCCUUGAGAUACAGAAGAGUAGGAGAUAAAGAGAGUGGUUGUAUGCACAUUGUUAAGAAUGUUGAAAGUGCUGUAAGUACAAUUGAAGUGCAAUACAUUCCCAGGACUGCAUACACAAUUUUAUGGCAAAAGAGGUACAAUGAUCAAAAUAAUAUGUUCUGUCUGUGUUGAGCAGACUGAGAAAGUAUGCUUUGGAAAUAAAGGAUGAUUCUCAUGAA
Messenger RNA from Coregonus clupeaformis (lake whitefish), 5102 nucleotides. RefSeq names its product rho guanine nucleotide exchange factor 5-like. Gene Ontology annotation, biological process: activation of GTPase activity; intracellular signal transduction. The record is from RefSeq and is a predicted model, not a curated record. NCBI's taxonomy places the organism in Eukaryota, Metazoa, Chordata, Actinopteri, Salmoniformes, Salmonidae. Bases 83 to 3934 code for a protein of 1283 amino acids. Gene Ontology annotation, molecular function: protein binding; guanyl-nucleotide exchange factor activity. The transcript is spliced from 14 exons. Gene Ontology annotation, cellular component: nucleus; cytoplasm.